GCUCGCUUUUCCAUCCUCCGUAUACGUUUCACGCCAUCUUGAAAUUACACCCGCAGUUGGUCAAAUUUCUCUUUAAAAGAAUAGUCAAACUCCUUCUUUCUGGCUAUUGUGUGCGGUAUGAACAGUUCGCGGAACAAACCGUCACAGGCAGUCAGCAAGGGGCAGACGGAGGCAGACAGCGGCCUGGACGCGAGCCACAGGGACAGAAAGACCGGUGGAGGAAUGCUGAGGAAGCUGAAGUCGAGGCGCAGUAACACGGACAAGUGGCCUGUGGUCACAGAAGAUGAACUCCGGGCUUUGGGAAGAGAUAUUUCUCCGGACCAAGUCCUGGGCCUGCGGGAUGUCACGGAAGACUAUCUGUGCAGACCGGAGGACAACAUUUACAACAUUGACUUCACACGCUUCAAAAUCAGAGAUCUCGAGACUGGGACUGUGCUUUUUGAGAUCGCCAAACCUCCCAACAGUG
Messenger RNA from Austrofundulus limnaeus, 466 nucleotides. Its product is annotated as protein unc-119 homolog B. Lineage: Eukaryota; Metazoa; Chordata; Actinopteri; Cyprinodontiformes; Rivulidae. Gene Ontology annotation, molecular function: lipid binding. The record is from RefSeq and is a predicted model, not a curated record. Gene Ontology annotation, cellular component: cilium. Gene Ontology annotation, biological process: cilium assembly; lipoprotein transport; nervous system development.